AUGACUCUGCCGUCUUGGGCAUUGGAUUACCCGGUAUUGGAGGAACGCAAAUUCCCAAGCCGAUAUUCUGGUGAUUACUUUCGUGACACCCUUCCGCCCGACCUGUAUGAGCUGGAGCAAGCCGUGGUGGAUGGCGACGUUUUCACGGUGCGCAAGCUGUUGCAGGCUGGCGUGAAUGCAAAUGCCCCCUUGGACAGCAACCACAUGACAGCCUUGAUGAUUUCUUGCAUGAUGGGAAACUGGGACCUUGUCCAAUUGCUGGUUGAAGACUUCGAGGCUGAUUUGGAUGGCCCACUGUCCCGUGCAGGAUUGCGUGCCAUCGACUACGCCGGGUAUGAGGGAUACCGCUUCCCCAAUGAACAUCCGAUAUGUGAAUAUUUGAAAAGCAAGGGCUCUCAGCACACGUGGUGGGGAGCAUGCUGUGCAGGCGACUUCAACCGUGUCAAGGAGUACAUAGACAACGGGCAGGAUGUUGAUGAGAUCAACCCAGUUCUAUGGAACGGCAAUGCAGUCUUUAUUGCCAAGGAGUUUGGGCAUAGCAACAUUGCCCAGUAUCUGCUGACAAAAGGAGGGACUGUAGUUGUCAGAAAUUGCCACACCAUCGACACACAUGAGAUGAAAUGGUCAAUCGGCCGUGGCGACUGCUUCUUCUACAAGGCUUGCAAUCUGGAGCGUCCAGGGGCAGGCGUCAUUGACAACGCCUACCUGCCCGAAUAUGAGUGA
This is a messenger RNA of Symbiodinium natans, 723 nucleotides long. Lineage: Eukaryota; Dinophyceae; Suessiales; Symbiodiniaceae. The record is from the annotation of a GenBank genome assembly.